AUGGUUGAUCAGGGUUUUUGGUUGUUUGAGGGUUUGGAAGAGGAACCGUACGGAUUGUUGCCACUUGUGAAUCUCUCCGCAAAGGGUGGUCCAACUACAACGAAACAAAUUGAACGGGUAGGCAGUUAUCAAUGGCAUCUUCAAGACGAGUCACCAACAGUAAUGAUCCCAGGAGCCGCUCGAGAGUUGACACAUUGGCCGGGUGGGAAAUUGCCUCAAGAUCAUGGUGUUAUCAUUUAUGAUGUUAAUCAUAUGAAGAUCAAGAAAGGCUCACUCGAUCCAGUGAUUCUUGCGGCAAAACUUUUCGCUGAAAAGCGAAAGAAACCAGUGGAUUUUGGACAAUAUCAUUUCAUCACUGACGCCGUCAAUUUACAGAAGUUAUUCGCUUUUGCACAGGAGGCAGGAGACGGUUUAUUCCGAAUCGAUUGUGAACGAGUUGGAAGAACGAUUUUGUUGAAUAGGGUUGAAGCCUCAGAUUUGAUGGAGAUCGGUCAUUGCACUUUCGACAAAAAUCUCCAAUUCAAAAUUAGCAAACCGAGAGGGAAAUUUGCUGUUGGACCAUAUUUUCAAUUGAUCUCGUACACUUUUGGAAACUACAAAUUUUUGGUUCGUUUUGAGGUGGAUUGUGCUGAUUAUGCGGCUGUGAAAGCACCUGCCCUUGCUGUUGAUGCAGCCGAGGCGUUACCCGAGAAGAAAAAGUUAGACGGCUUUGAGCACAUUGAGGUGAUAAACUACGGAGACACGCCUCGAGACGCUCCAUUACAGUUAAUCACAACAUAUCCAGAAGGAGCCGGUUUCCCAUUUUUCACAUGGGCUCAACUGUUCUUUACAUCGGCUGAUCAAGAAAUCGUUGGUUUCUUCAAAGGAAAUGGAGAUUUCAAGAAGCCACCAAUGUAUGGAUUACAAGAUGUGUCAAAACUUUUGAAACCGUUGCCAUAUGUUGUAUUGAGCAAGGUACACGAUUGUUUGGAUAAGAUCUUCAAGUUUUUGACGAAAAAUGAAAGCGAGUUUAAGUGUGCCUUGAUUUGGAAAGGAAAGAAUCAUUUGGAGAUCUUUGCCAAGGAGGCCGAUAAAGCAGAGCCGGCCGUUUCGGACUCGGUGAGAGCUUAUUUGAAGACAAUGUGCAAAGAUGAGACGCUUGAAGACGUUGAGGAAGAAGCC
This is a messenger RNA of Mesorhabditis belari, 1161 nucleotides long. The record is from the annotation of a GenBank genome assembly. NCBI's taxonomy places the organism in Eukaryota, Metazoa, Nematoda, Chromadorea, Rhabditida, Rhabditidae.